Molecule: messenger RNA, 1000 nt
Organism: Eucalyptus grandis
Lineage: Eukaryota; Viridiplantae; Streptophyta; Magnoliopsida; Myrtales; Myrtaceae
Product: ethylene-responsive transcription factor ERF098-like
Exons: 1
Coding region: 213-713 (166 amino acids)
Biological process (GO): ethylene-activated signaling pathway; regulation of DNA-templated transcription
Molecular function (GO): DNA-binding transcription factor activity; DNA binding
Source: RefSeq, a predicted model, not a curated record
AGACAAAGAGCGCGAACCCCCCACCGUCAGAGACGACCUCCCCUGAACUUUUUCAACGCCUCCGAUCUCAUUCCCGAACCCCAUAAAUACCCGAGAACCUCCAUCAAUUCUUUGUUGCCAUUGAAUUUGAAAUCCUUAUAAAGUCCACCCAAAAAGCUUACACGCAUAACAUCAUAUUCUUCACUUCCUCAUUUGAUAUAACUCAGUUGGCCAUGGAAGGGUCUUCUUCAAGAGGGAAUCAGAACAAUGAGAACAGCAAAGAGACGGGGAAGAAGAGGGCAUUGCAGUCACGAUGCGAUCCACCCCAGUACCGAGGGAUCCGGCGGAGGCCUUGGGGCAAGUUCGCGGCUGAGAUCCGGGACCCCUCGAGGAAUGGUGCCCGCCUCUGGCUGGGGACCUUUGAGACGGUGGAGGAGGCCGCCCGUGCCUAUGACCGGGCUGCCUACGCCUUCCGGGGCCAUUUGGCCAUCCUCAACUUCCCCAACGAGCAACAAUACUAUGCUCAGAAUGAUCACAAUGUCUCCGGCCACCCCAGUUCUUUCUCCACACCCCAAUCACUGUCGUCUUGGUCGUUCUCUUCGGCAGGUUCAUCGUCAUCUGCUGUGUCAGCACCCGCUGAGCCGUCCGGAGAUGUGAUCGAGCUCGAGUAUCUGGACGAUAAGCUGUUGGAGGAACUACUGAAGUCACACAGCGACAUAAACCCGGGUCGGUGAGUGCAUAUUUAAGCGGUAGUUUUCAUACAGACAAAGAUUUCUGGGAUGCUAAAGUUAUUUCAUCUCAAUAAAUUGUUGCUUUAUGUCAUAGGUUUCUAAUGUUAAAUGCCCUGAUAUAGUUUCCAAAAUCGGUUCGUACUAAACCAUUUUGGAAGAGCUUCUCUUUAUUUGAGGACGGGUUGAUGUCAAACCAGGCUGAGCUUGGAUUUUGCCGUUUUAAGUUGCAAUUUCUGUUUAAUUUCAGUUGAUUUGGGAAACUCUAGUAUAUUUCAGAAUUUUUGGGGUUC